Messenger RNA from Diversispora eburnea, 370 nucleotides. The record is from the annotation of a GenBank genome assembly. NCBI's taxonomy places the organism in Eukaryota, Fungi, Glomeromycota, Glomeromycetes, Diversisporales, Diversisporaceae.
AUGUGCCAGUCUCGUACAGUUCAGAAGGAAGAAUCAGAUGAGUGGUUUUCAUCUCUACAAUAUCUGAAUGCUAGUAUAAACAAUUUAUCUAUUUCUGAAUCAUUUUUAAAUAAUGGAAGUGAAUUUGGAGCCUUGAAUAAUGUAGCAAUUAAUGCUCUUGGAUGGAAAGCUGACAAGCCAUCUGACUUUGAUAUAAAAGGUAACUCUAAACAUAUCACCGAAUCAUUGGGAUGGUUUACGGAUGUGCCAGUCAGUAUAAAGGAUAAGGAUGGUAAAAUUGUUACAGCUACUGGAAAUUUUACACGCAUUGAUAAUGGUGAACCUGAACCAAUGUUAUGUUUAGGUAUGACAUGGAUUCGAAAAGUUCAAG